Molecule: messenger RNA, 2076 nt
Organism: Trichoderma breve
Lineage: Eukaryota; Fungi; Ascomycota; Sordariomycetes; Hypocreales; Hypocreaceae
Product: ankyrin repeats (many copies) domain-containing protein
Exons: 2
Coding region: 1-2076 (691 amino acids)
Cellular component (GO): nucleus; cytoplasm
Molecular function (GO): protein binding
Source: RefSeq, a predicted model, not a curated record
AUGGCUAGGCUCUAUGUGUUUACAACACUGUCGGUUGAUAAGAUUCGCGCCAUCAUCAACGGACAACAGCCUCCCGACAAGACUAUCCAGCAGAGCUCCGCAAACAAGAGACUCCAGACGCUCUUUGACAAGGAGCCGCGAUGGCUUCAUCCCAAAGACGAAGACGAUAUGGGGCGGCGAAUCACCGAGCUGGCCAACUCGCCAGUUCAACUCAGUGCUGCGUCAGAAGUGCACUUUCCCUCUGCUCACGAGGACCAAGGACACUCCCCGUUCUAUGGUGGGAGCGAUUACCAUGAAAGCAGCGUGGGAGCGGGAUCAAGGCCGUCGAGUGCGUCCCCAAGCGAUGCAUAUUCGGACUCGAUCCAUGGUCGCGAUAUCUUCAUGGAAUCGCAAGCGUCCAAAUCCUGCGUCCUCUUCGACAUACCGGAGGAAAGCCCCAGCCAGAGCUGCGGAUACCGGAGUAACUCUAUGGGUGUUUGUUCAAGCGAGGGCCCGUUUGCCAAGUUCCUCCGCGCGACAACUUUCAUGACUGAGUCAAGUGCCAACACCACGGGCACAUUCAGGAAACACCUUACUGAAUAUUCAGAACCUUAUGUCAAGGUAGUCAAGCGUCUCGUCAAGAGGUUCACUUCACCGGCAGCCGGCCUGGAGAGCAUGUCUCAAGAACACAACAUGCGUGUGGCUUGGAACGAAGACUGGAUCGGCGGCCCUGAAGCAGCCACGGUGUUUAACAUCGAUGUUCCUUUACCGGGACACCUCCUGAAUGUGGACUUUUCCGCCCGGUUCGGCCAUAUUCGCAGCAUUGCGCCGACAUGGGAGGACUGGUUAACCCAGUCUCAGGGAACUUUCCACUGGAUGACACCUGAAGGACCAUCGCCUGGUGCUCACAUGUACAUCUCUACGCAAACCAGCAGACAUGAUGCUCUGCUGCUGGAUCGCCAUCGGCACACCGUGCUGCAUUUCCUGGCGGCUUACGCUCCCUUCCCGGUAUUAUACCAAGCUCUCGCAAGCGGUACCGUCAAGGACAUUGUCAAUUAUCAGAAUACUGCGGGGCAAACGUUCAUGCAUGUCCUCAGAGAUGAUGUAUCUGUUGGUCCUGAUCAUAUUGAAGAAUUGAUCAGAGUUGCACGGGCCUUGAACUUCAACAUGCUUGCGCGAGACUGCUACGGCCGCUCUCCCUUACAUGUUCUCACCAUGCAGGGCAAGACGAUACGCUUACAUUCUUUGCACGAUCUCGACCCUCGUGAGUAUCUUCAACGCGAUGCGCUCGGCUUUGUACCCAUCGUUGAGAAUCUCAGUCCUGUACGGCCCCACUUUGGUGAUGGGCUGAGUUCAGAUGUGUUGGGGCUACGUCAUUACGCAAUACUGCAUCCAGCCCUCGACCCUACACUGAGUAACGAUCCUGCGGUGUCGCAAGAGAGUCAGCUUGUGCAAAACAUCAGGGUAUCGAUGGAGAAUCGGUACCAUGAGGAUGAAUUCGGCCACAAUGGACUCCAUUGCCUUGCCAUGGCGACGUUAAGUUUGGGCAGCAUCGCGGAGAAACACGGAUUGGAUAAGGGGACGGAGAGCUUCGGCCCACGCGAGAACCGAAAGGUGGUAGAUUCGUCAGAGCAGAUAAUGGAACUUCGGCUUGAUCUACUGAGGGCUUUGCUUGAUGCUGGGCAAGAUCCGAACCAUAGGGACGUGUUCGGCAACACUCCUCUCAUGGCAUUCGCUGCGGCACUGCCUGAGGAGAAUGAAUACAAGCGUGGGCCUCUCAUCUUGCAACUACUCAUUGAGAGGGGAGCCGAUGUCGAGGCACGCAACAAGAGAGGAGAGACGGCGCUGCACAUUGCCGUGCGCUUCCACCGAAAGCUCGCGGUUAGAACCCUGGUCAAGGGGGGAGCCAACGUUGAUGCCCGAAAUUGCGAGUUCCAAAGCCUGCUCGAGGUUUGUGACGAGAAGAUGCAGUCUGAGCCUCAAGCGUACUCGAAAUACUUGGCAUGCCGAGGUUGGUUGAGCGGCGCGGCUCAUGCGGUGCAGUCUCCCACUUUUUGGCAGGAAUGGGAGGUCAAAAACCGUGUGCUCGUUGAAUGA